Messenger RNA from Oncorhynchus nerka (sockeye salmon), 1878 nucleotides. RefSeq names its product RNA demethylase ALKBH5-like. Bases 610 to 1644 code for a protein of 344 amino acids. The transcript is spliced from 7 exons. The record is from RefSeq and is a predicted model, not a curated record. NCBI's taxonomy places the organism in Eukaryota, Metazoa, Chordata, Actinopteri, Salmoniformes, Salmonidae. Gene Ontology annotation, biological process: mRNA processing; mRNA export from nucleus. Gene Ontology annotation, molecular function: oxidative RNA demethylase activity. Gene Ontology annotation, cellular component: nucleus.
CCGCCAAGAAGAAAGUCCCCGAGUCGGUAGUUGGUUCAGAGGAAUGAGAAAUGCGUGGUGCUCAUAACUAGAGGUGUUGUUUUGUUUUUUUUAAAACGAGUUUUACUUAUAUAUAAUAACGAUUUAAAAAAAUAAAAUAAAAAAAAGCCUUCCGUUAAAAAUCAUAUGGACAAGACAAGACCGUAAGAACAUAAUAAUUAUUUAUUUAUUUUUUUGCCUCGUCACUUGAAAUACCGUUUUAGUACUUCCGACGGUUGCUAACCAGUUAGCCAUGCUAACUAUCUAGCCUGUAUUCACAUGAAAAUAGUCAAAUAACAGGACAGGAAUAACGCAACGACUAAACUAAUAGACGCAUAUUCAUUCCGUAUCAUUUAACUCUUAAAAUUAGUAUACAUUUACUACUUGAAUCGUCGACUUUUUUGGGUUGGGGAAAAACAACCCGUUUUAAGUGAGCUAAGUUGUUAGCCACAUCACAACAUAACUACGGUGAGGACGGUCACCGGGAGCCUCCCGGUCCCCGCGUUUACAGACGGACAAUUAUGGAAGUGAAAUAACUAUAAUAUAACCAACUCCUACAUUUUAUAUUGUUCAUUAUAUAUAACAUAAAACAUGUCAGCCAGUGGUUUCUCCGACCUGCGGGAAAAGCUGACGUCCAUGACUCCUCACCGGGACAAUUACAAAAACAGAGUUACCGAUAAGGACGACAGUUACAAAAAUAGGAAAGUUAAAGUUACCGACGGAGGUAGUAGUAACGGGAACGGCCGGAAGCGGAAGCACCGAGAUUCCUCCGAGGAUGAGGUCGAGCCUGUGGAGUCCCGUGAGCAGGACUGUGAUGUCAUCGAGGGCAAGAUAAAUGAGGUGGUUGCUAACGGAGAGCGGGGCUUUACCGGGAACACACCGUCACCGCUACGGAACAAAUAUUUCUUUGGAGAGGGCUAUACAUACGGGGCCCAGCUAGAGAAGAGAGGACCUGGUCAGGAGAGAUUGUACCCUAAAGGAGAGGUGGACGACAUCCCGACCUGGGUUCACGACCUCGUCAUCACUAAACUGGUCGCCAGCGGGGUCGUACCUGAAGGUUUUGUGAACUCGGCGGUGAUCAACGACUACCAACCAGGCGGCUGCAUCGUGUCACAUGUCGACCCGCUCCACAUCUUCGCCCGGCCAAUCGUAUCCGUGUCCUUCUUCUCGGACUCGGCCCUCUGCUUCGGCUGCCGCUUCCAGUUUAAACCAAUCAGAGUGUCCGAGCCCGUCCUGGAGCUCCCUGUCAGGAGAGGAAGUGUUACUGUCCUCAGUGGCUACGCGGCUGAUGACAUCACCCACUGUAUCCGCCCCCAGGACAUCAAGGAGAGACGAGCCGUCAUCAUCCUCAGGAAGACGAGACCAGAUGCUCCCCGUGUAGACCAGAGCCCCUCCCCUAACCCCUCCCCCCCUGAGAGACACGCCCCUCUGAAGGCCAAACGCUCUCACCGCAGAGCUGACCCAGACGCUGCACACAGACCGAGGGUUCUGGAGAUGGAUAAGGAGGAGAAUCGUCACUCCUCCUCUUCGUCCCGCCUUCAUCGCCGUAGCAACAGCUCCGAGAACUACUGGAGGCGGAGCCAAGACGGCGACGUGUCACGGAAGGUCAAGAUGCGGCGUCACUGAACACCGGACUGGAUGGGCUCAGAGAGAGAGAGAGAGAGAGAGAGAGAGAGAGAGAGAGAGUGUGUGAGUGAGUGAGUGAGGGCGUUGGAUCGUCAGUCUGUUAAACCCCCCCCUCGGAUGGAUGGAACACGCCACGAGGCUGUCAGCCAAUCAGACACUGGCCUGAGGACAGGGGGCGGGGUUACAUUAAGACUGUGGGAAGUUCUGUUGUUGCUACGCUGCCACCCCCCCCCU